GUGAAAAACAGAGACAUGUGAUGUGAGCCAUACAUAACAAGAAGCCGAAAAAAAACAAAACAAAAAUUACAACACGUUAUCUUUCAGACCGCUCCCCCUCCUAGUACCCUAAAACAGCAAGAAACAGACUUCAAUUAACACAAUAACACACAGAGGAAAAAAAAAGAUAAAAAAGAAAAAGGAAAACAAGGUCUCUUCUUCACUGCACCACUUGUCCUCAACGUUUUCACUAUCUUUAGAUUCCUAUCUUUUGCUCAUAUUCAUGAAUAGGGAGAGCUUUUUUCAUUUCUAAACAAUCCCUAGCUUUUAUUUUUUUUAUUUUUUUUCCCUUUCGAUAUAUUUCUUUCAAUGGGUUGUGUUAGUGAUAAGCGUUGGGAGUCGUUUCCCGAUAUGUUCUCCGCUGGGCUAUCCCUAAAAGAAACACAAGAUGAAGAGAAAGAAGCUAAAUUUAAUGCUAAGUUCCCUUUUGAGAAGGUGUUUCCAGUUUAUGCAAUGAGCCUUUCUAAGCCUGACACUGACUCCAUUCUUAAUUCGGGUCGUGACCCAAUUUGGGAAGCUGUACGAGAGGAGGCCAAGCUGGAGGCAGAAAAGGAACCUAUUUUAAGUAGCUUCUUGUAUGCAAGUAUCUUAGCACAUGAUUGUUUAGAACAAGCAUUGGCUUUUGUUCUUGCCAAUCGUCUACAGAAUCCUACUCUCUUGGCAACUCAACUUAUGGAUAUAUUUUCUAAUGUUAUGAUGCAUGAUAGAGAUAUUCAACGAUCAAUACGCCUGGAUGUGCAGGCAUUCAUAGAUAGAGAUCCUGCUUGUUUAUCGUAUAGUUCAGCGUUACUAUACCUCAAGGGAUACCAUUCUCUGCAAUCAUAUCGAGUAGCUCAUGCCUUGUGGAAGCAAGGGCGAAAUGUGUUGGCACUGGCAUUGCAAAGCCGGAUUAGUGAGGUUUUUGGAGUUGACAUACAUCCAGCUGCAAAAAUCGGAGACGGUAUAUUAUUGGAUCAUGGGACUGGUGUUGUUAUUGGUGAAACAGCAGUUGUAGGAAAUCGUGUUUCAUUGAUGCAUGGUGUGACCUUGGGUGGGACUGGGAAAGAAACCGGUGAUCGCCACCCAAAAGUUGGUGAUCUUGCACUACUCGGUGCAUGUGUGACCGUACUUGGGAAUAUAAAAAUAGGUGAAGGUGCAAUGAUUGCUGCUGGUUCCCUUGUACUAAAACAUGUUCCUCCUCAUAGUAUGGUAGCAGGUACACCGGCACAAGUAAUUGGAUCCAUAGAUGAGCAAGAUCCAUCUUUGACAAUGAAUCAUGAUGCUACCAAAGAGUUCUUCAAACAUGUAGCUGUUAGUUUUAGAGAUGGAAGAUCCAAAUAAGCCAAGGAAUGAUGAGGAAAACAAGGAUGGUGGACAUAUCAAUAUCCUCCGCCAGUUGCAGCUGUAUGUAAAGAAAAAUAAGAGUAGAAUGGUGAAAGUACCAUGAAAGCCCUUAUACUAGGAGUUGCAUUGCAUUUUGCUUCUUCUACUAAAAAAAAAGGCAAAUUAAUCCUUUGGAGUUAGAUUAAAGAGUAAACUGGUCAUUCCGUUAAAAAUUUCAUUCAUUUUUGCUGUUAAAAAUUAGUUUCUGUAUGUAAGCAUGAGAUACACGUGGCACGUAAUGUGUCAUUGUUUGAUUAUUUAUCAAUCAUGCCAAUUUUUAACUAUAAAAAUGGAUGAAAGUUUUAAUAGAAA
Gossypium arboreum is the source of this 1713-nucleotide messenger RNA. Its product is annotated as serine acetyltransferase 4. Gene Ontology annotation, cellular component: cytosol; cytoplasm. The record is from RefSeq and is a predicted model, not a curated record. Gene Ontology annotation, molecular function: L-serine O-acetyltransferase activity. NCBI's taxonomy places the organism in Eukaryota, Viridiplantae, Streptophyta, Magnoliopsida, Malvales, Malvaceae. Bases 349 to 1359 code for a protein of 336 amino acids. The transcript has 10 exons.